Brassica napus (rape) is the source of this 1329-nucleotide messenger RNA. RefSeq lists its product as uncharacterized. The transcript is spliced from 6 exons. The record is from RefSeq and is a predicted model, not a curated record. Lineage: Eukaryota; Viridiplantae; Streptophyta; Magnoliopsida; Brassicales; Brassicaceae. The coding region runs from base 1 to 1329 and encodes 442 amino acids.
AUGGAUAAAUUUCUAAAUCUGAAAAGAAAAUCUCCAUCAACCGAUGAUAUUCACCUAGACGACAUGCCACAUGAUCCCGGAGAAAGAAAAGGGAUUCAUGAAUAUGAUCAUAAUCAAAUAGACGAGGUGAGACACAAGUACUUGACUAGAGGACCUUGUCAACCUCGUGGGCAUAGUUUUAAGCAAAGAGUUAUCUCAGGUGCAUUAAGGCGGUUUAAUCCUUCUUGGUUUGAUCAGUAUGGUGAUUGGUUGGAAUACAGUGUCAAGAAAGAUAAGGCAUAUUGUGCGGUAAAUAGCUUUCACAACGUAGCCAAAAAGAAGUGUGAAGAUUUGAUGAGACAAGGUCAUUCAAUCAAACAUGCUUUUCAAAAGCAAACCGAUGUUGUAAAAAAAGAGUAUCGUAUCCGACUAAAUGCUUCAGGCGAUGCUGCUAGAUACUUACUGAAACAAGGAUUACCGUUUCGUGCUCAUGAUGAGACAGUCGAUUCUAGCAGCAAAGGACAUUUUUUGGAGUUAGUGAAAUAUACUGCUGCACAGAAUGAAGAUGUGAGUAAGGUUGUGCUGAAGAAUGCUCCUGGAAAUAAUCAAAUGGUGUCUCAUCCUAUUCAAAAAGACAUUGUUAAUUGCUUUUCGGAAGAAGUAAUUAAUUCCAUAGUUCAAGAGAUGGACAAUGAUGUGUUUGCUUUAUUGGUGGAUGAAUCAGCUGAUUUCUUGAGUCUGAAAAAGGUGAGAGGACAAGGCUAUGAUGGAGCAGGAAAUAUGAGAGCUUCUUGUAAAAGGAAAGAUAAGAUGCGAGAAAUUCAGCGGGAUAUAAUUGAAAAGAGAAUAAGCAGUGGUGAAAUCAAGAAUGGAAAAGGACUGAAUCAAGAGUCUUCUCUUCCAAGACCAGGAAGUACACGUUGGGGUUCUCAUUAUGAAAUGUUGCUGCGGUUAGUUGAGAUGUUUUCUUCUGUGGAUGAGAUGCUUAUGUACGUCGAGGAUGAAGAGAACUUGUCACUGGCCUUGCAACUAAAAGAUCAAGACAUCCUAAAUGCUGUCUCAUUAGUAGAAUCCACUAAGCGGCAACUACAGAAGUUCAGAGAUGAUGGCUGGGAUUCUUUUGUGAAUGAUGUUUCAGCUUUUUUAUUGGAUAUGGAGCUUCAAGAGUUUAAUGGUCGCUUUAACGAGGUAAACUCUGAGUUACUCGUUUGCACAUCAGCUUUAAGUCCUACUGCUUCAUUCCGUGAGUUUGAUAAAGAAAAGUUAUUGAGACUGGCUAAAUUCUAUCCUGAGGAUUUUAGUGUUUUUGAGUGCAUAUCACUUAAGCAGCAACUUAGACAUUUAUAUUGA